Molecule: messenger RNA, 2625 nt
Organism: Aspergillus caelatus
Lineage: Eukaryota; Fungi; Ascomycota; Eurotiomycetes; Eurotiales; Aspergillaceae
Product: transcription-silencing protein Clr2-domain-containing protein
Exons: 6
Coding region: 1-2625 (874 amino acids)
Biological process (GO): silent mating-type cassette heterochromatin formation
Cellular component (GO): rDNA heterochromatin; SHREC complex
Source: RefSeq, a predicted model, not a curated record
AUGGACUGGAUGGCCGAGAGGACAGCACUUGACGAGUAUAUUGAGCAGUUGGGCAUGCAGCCUUCCUACGUUCCACGACCCGGAGAAGUCGUACUCUGGGCUCCGGAGUAUCAGGGGGAACUGGUCUGGAACCACGAAAACAAACGCAUCGAAAUGUACGCACCCAACCAAGGCCAAUGGUUAGGAACCCCCGAAUGGCGGGCUGGUAUUGUAGGCCAGACUCCAGAGGAAGACAUAGUCCUUCAGGACUUAGUCAAAACAGCGCCCAAAAAAUGGGGCGUCAACUACUCCGGCUUUCGCGUGGAGACCUUUCCUGAUCCUCAAAGCUACGAUAAAAGUUAUUCAUUGCACUACAAAUAUGUCCAUUUGCAGCGUAUCAAGCCCUUCAAUGCAUACGAGCUCUUUCUGCAAGGGAUUCCGCCCGAAAAGCUACAUCCCUCCAUCGGGUAUGCGAUGACGAUAAUGUCAUCGUUCAGUCUUCUGGACAAAUAUCACUUUAAAGGAACUUGGCCGAACGCAGCCAUUUAUUGCCGAGGUAUUUUCCUCGGAGCGGAGCUCUUGGUUGUUGGAGAUGCCGUCCGCCUGAAACCAAAUCGCCAGGUUUACUCUUACGAAACUCAUAAGGCCGUUGAAGAUGUUAUGGUCAUUGACGAAAUACGCCUGGAACUUGCCAACUGCGUGAACGAUCUCAUGUCGGACCAACUAGCAGAACGAUAUCAGAUUCGAGUUGCAGGAAAGGUCUAUACGAACGCGCCUCGAAGAUCUAGUGCUGGAACCGACGGGACGAGCCAACAGUUGCCUAUGAAGCCCGAGGAAGUCAUUGAUGUUUUUCAGUCGAUUGGUAUGGGUGGAUAUGGGUCUUGGUACAGAGUGUGGAAAGGCGCCACAGUGGAGGUCUCGCAGAAUAUGAUAAUCGGCCGUUGUUACGAUCCCGAUGCAAUGGACCUCUUAUUCGGGUCUCGCUUGUUGGGGCUGGAUUUGUCGGGGGUAAUCAAGGCGAGAGAGUAUUCACGGAAAGUUGAUGAACGUAUUCCCGAAGGGAAAGACUGGUUCUGGGGCGAUUUUCGAACUCAGACCCUCGCGAUUGAUACACUUAAUGGCCAGGAUGUGGGCUACUACAGCGAUGCACGUGAAAUCAAGAUGUGGAGAGCGAAUCUCCGAAUUCUUGAUGGCACAGCGGAUUCAGCCGAUCUUCGCCUGGCCAAGCUUCCCGGCAAUGUUGGUCGACCGUCCACGAAGGCUCGGUCCAACUUUUCAGAGGUUGGCAAGCUUAGCAAGCUGGUCAGUACGGGUCUUGGGGCCGCGGACGUGAGCAACCCAGUAAGCUCCGAAGAAGGGCCCAACCUGCCAAACGAGGAAGAUACUUCUGAAUCAGAUGAAAUUUUUACGUUGGCCAUGAAUCAACUCCCAGGGGGGACGGAUGAAUCGGAGGGAGGGCAAACGGCCGACUCACAAUAUUUGAUCAUGGAUGCUCUGAAGCUCUUUCACGCCGAUAUUCUUGACUCGUUUUCAGGGAUAUGUAUUUAUGGCGAUGAACCAUUAGCGUUCUGGUAUUCGACAUGGUUUGCUAACGGCAUACCUCAAGCCCAAGCCGUAACAGUGAGUCUCAAAGACCUCAUCAACGGUACUGUCUCUUUCGAAACCCUCACCGAAGCCUUCGGCCCGUCCUCCCUGGGAAUAAUCGUCGUAAAAGACCUCGACCCCGAAUUCCAACGUUUACGCACCCAAGUCCUCUCCAACGCAUCCUACCUUGCAGCCCUCCCCAACGAUGAACUAGAAACCCUAACUAGCCCAUCGGCAAAAUACCUCGUAGGCUGGUCCUGCGGCAAAGAAACUCUCCGAUCCGGCCACUUCGACACCCUCAAGGGCUCCUACUACGUCAACUGCGCAUUCUACCAAGACCCAACUCUCCAAGGCGCCCCCGCCGACAACUUCCCCGAUCUAUCCGAGUACACAGCCCCGAACAUCUGGCCGCCGGCGGACCGACUGCCCACGUUCCGGCCCGCGCUGGAACAGCUCUGCGCGCUUAUUAUUGAUACUGCGGCGCUGGUGGCGAGGGCGUGUGAUCGGUACGCGACGGCGAAUAUUGACGGGUAUAAGAGUGGGUACUUGGAGCAUGUUGUGAGGACGAGUUUGACGACGAAGGCGAGGUUGUUGCAUUAUUUCCCUGCGGAGGGGGGAGCAGAUUCGGAGACUAGGGAUGGGGAUGGGGAUGAUGAUUGGUGUGCGACGCAUUUGGAUCAUGGGUGUUUGACGGGGUUGACUUCUGCUAUGUUUGUGGAUGAGGUUGCUAGUCCUCCUGGGGAGGGAGGGGAGCUUGUUGAGCUGGGGGCUUCGCCGGAUCCGAAGGCUGGGCUUUAUAUUCAGUCGCGGACUGGGGAGGUGGUGAAGGUUAAUAUUCCCCGAGAUUGUUUGGCUUUUCAGACCGGGGAGGCGUUGCAGCUUAUUACGAGGGGGAAGUUUAGGGCUGUGCCGCAUUUUGUUAAGGGGGCGAAGCCUUCUGCGGGGAAGAGGAUUGCGAGAAAUACGUUGGCGGUGUUUACGCAGCCGAAUUUGGGGGAGGAGGUGGAGAGUGGGAAAAGUUUUGGGGAGUUUGCGAGGGAGGUGGUGGCGAGGACUUAUUAG